UAAUGUGUCAUGUUUUGCUUUAUUCCCCUAGCCUGACAGUUUCACAGCUUUAAAAGAGACCAGACAAACAGCUGGAAUCAAGUUUUGCAGCAUUCGCAGGGUGUGUGUCUUCUGCACCUUAUUGAUUUAUUUUAAUUUUUUUGCUGUUGAUAUUAGACCGAAGACUGGAACAUGGCAGUUCAUUUCUAAUAGCGCUGACUCACGCCGUAGCCCAUUGGCGUCUCAGCAUUAAAAGGCAGCGAGUCAGAGACAGAAGCGUAGCACCUUCUUCCCCACUUUGAUGAGAGACGCUGCUUUACUGCCCCACUGCUCUGUACUCAACUCUUACUUGCACACUACAAUCUUUCAGCCAUCCAUCUAAUACGUGCCGCCUUACAAUGCUUCUCGGUUUGAUGUUCUGAUCUAACAUUCAGGGCAGCUUUGAGGCUGAGUCUCUCUCUUUUCUUUCUUUUAUCGUUUGAGUAUCUGUCUGAUGCUGUGUUGGCACAUCUGAUUGGGUAUGCAGACUCUGUACUGAGCAUGCCAGCCUGUGACAGGGACUGCAAUGCAGAGCUGCUCUCCUGGCACACACCAUUUGUUUGCCCUUAAUGUAAAUAAUCCUGAACAUGCAGCCGAUCAAGGCAGAGACGGUUUCUGAUGGAUUAUGUGUCUACACGCAUUCGGGUUGGUGCAUGUGGGGUGCACAUUCCUGUUCUUGUCUUUUCUUCGUGUGUUGUCGCUCAAAUAAAAGUGAGUCAAUGGUCUCUCUCUCUUUCUGUCUUGCCUGUCUUUUGUCUCCAUCGCACAUGAACACGUUUACUCUCUGCAGGGCAGUUAUCCGCAUCAGACUCUCUCUCUUUCUCUGUCUCUCUCACUCACUCACUCUCUCUCUCUCUCUCUCUCUCUCUCUCUCUCUCACACACACACUCUGUGUCCUUAAAUGACUUUCCUUCAGUCUCACUCCCUCCCCCUCUCUCCCUAGUCUCUGUGUCUGUGCCUAUAGCCUCUCUCCCCCUUUCUGUGACAUACAGUAGAUGGUGCAUCGAUUGCACACAGACGCUUGCUUUCCCUCUCGCUGGCUCAGUCUUGUGCGGGGAGGAAGAGGACGGAUUGAGACGUAUCUCUCUGCUUCUCAAGGUACCUUUCCUCAUGCUGAGCUGCUGUGACGAGACUGGCCGCAUUCUCUUUCUCUCAUCUCAGAAGAUUCUGCUAUAGAGAUGUCUGGUGAGAACAUCCUGUCUUCUCCAGAGAUCUGAAACGGGCAUUAUGUCUCAGCUCUUGCACAUGGAGAUUCCAAACUUCGGCAGCACUGUUCUGGACAGCCUUAACGAACAGCGGCUGCUGGGCCAGCACUGCGAUGUGGCCAUCAUGGUCAACGGACAGGCCUUCAAGGCCCACCGUGCUGUUUUGGCGGCCAGCAGCCUCUACUUCCGUGACCUGUUCAGCGGUAGUGCCCAGACGCUCUUUGAGCUGCCCUCGUCCGUGGCCCCGUCCUGCUUCCAGCAGAUUCUGUCAUUCUGCUACACGGGCCGGAUGACGGUGAGUGCCAGCGAUCAGCUGAUGGUCAUGUACACCGCAGGCUACCUUCAGAUCCAGAACAUCGUAGAGCGAGGGAUGGACCUCAUGUUCAAGGCCAGCGCUCCAUACUGCGAUUCGCAGACAUCUGCCACGGAUGAUCCCCCGAGCCCAAACAACAACAACUCCUCCCUGUUGCUAGGUGACCAGCCCACUACUGUCUGCAGGAUCAAGGAAGAGAAGCUGGAGACCCCGGUGUGUGCUCAGAACGGGGAGCUAAAGCACUCAGAGGAGGACAGGGGACCUAGGGGCAGAUCUUCAAGGAAUGGUACUCUUUUCUACACAAGUGGAGGUGCAAACGGGAUCAUACCUGUGAUGCAUGCUUACGAGCACUCGACCCGAGAUCAUGCCAGUCCCAGUGCCUCUAGCCUCCCGACCACAGACAGCCCAACUUCACACCAAAAUGAAGAGGAGGAAUUUGAAGACGACUCAUAUGAGAGCCUGACAAAUGGGAAGAUCUUCGGGGGCUCGUCCGGGAUCUACGGCAGUAAAUGUCAUUUAAUGGACUUCUCUUUUGCUCCAUUGCAACUCAAAACACUACGGAUUUAUCCCUGUGAGUGUGAUCUGUUGUGUGUCUUACCAGUGCAGGAGAAGAUGGAGGUGUCCUCCCUGCCUCUGUCUUUGGAGAACCGUUUCUGUGUGCUGUUAGGAGGAGACCGAGAGGCUCUGCCUGCCGGACUCAUCAGCCAGAUCGGCUACCGUUGCCACCCUGCUCUCUACACAGAGGGCGACCCUGGAGAGAGACUGGAGCUGAUUGCAGGAUCUGGUGUCUUCAUGACUCGUGGGCAGCUGAUGAACUGUCACCUCUGUGCUGGGGUCAAACACAAAGUCUUGCUGAGACGUCUUCUAGCUGCUUUUUUUGACAGGAACACACUGGCUGACAGCUGUGGGACUGGAAUACGUUCCUCCAACUGUGAUCCAAAUCGCAAACCACUGGACAGUCGUAUACUCAACACAGUCAAACUUUACUGUCAGAACUUUGCCCCUAACUUCAAAGAAAGCGAGAUGAAUGUGAUUGCCGCAGACAUGUGCACCAAUGCCCGUAGAGUUCGCAAACGCUGGCUCCCCAAGAUCAAGUCCAUGCUUCCGGAGGCAAUCGAGGUGUACAGGGGGACUGCGGUCCUGAGCCAGGUGGAAGGAGCUACCCAGCCAGGCGGUGGCUUUCCCUUUGAGUCAGAGUUCAAACACCUGGCAGCAUCAAAUCUGACUCUGGAGCAGCAUCUCUAUGGAGACUGCAGAGAGACACUGAGGAAUGGUUCUCACUUCAAUUUGGAAGAGAGGUCCCAAAAAGGUGAAGAAGCCAAGACUGAGCCAAACCGAGCCAAAGAGCCAGACAACCUGCAGGAAGUUGAAAGGCUUCCGGAGAGUCCCGAGAGAGCGGGCAGUGUGCUCGCCCUCAACCCUGCCAGCAAGAAAGGGGAAAAAGAGCAUGCAGCCAGCAGCCCCAGAUCACAGAGAGAGGAACAGAACAGACAGAGACCACUAAAAGACGAUCAGUGACUUCCUCCACUUCAUACUAUUAAAAACUGGUCUGCAGCUUCUCACACCAAAAAGGAUCAUUAUCAGUAAAGGCAAUCUCCCAUGCCACUGAACAUAACAUUAAAGCUGCAUGAUCAUGGAACCUGGACAUACAACAUUUUUUCCAGGAUAGACUGAAAAACGUCUGCGUUAAAUACAGUUGUGAUUACAAGUUUACAUACUUCUUGAAGAAUCUACAAAAUGUUUGUUUCUUUCUUUUAAAAAAAGUGAUCAUAACAACUGCACUUUAGUUUAUUACUCACCUUAUGAAGCUGUUUGAGAGAUAUUUACAUAUAUUCCACAAGACAAAAUAAUUAAAUUCACACAUCUGCUUCUUUUCAAAGGUUUACAUACCCUUGUAUUUUAAUAUCAUAUAUUGCCUUCUCAAGCAUCAGUGACUGUUUGUAGGUCUUUUGUGAGAUAGUUGUGCAUAAGUUUCUGUUUUGUCCUGAGCAGUUAAGCUGUUCUUAACAAAGCCUCCAGGUCCAGUAAGUUAUUUGGUUUCCCAGCAUGCUCUGCACAUUUGAGUUCUUCCCUACAGUGGCUAUAUAAUGCUGAUAUCCAGUUUUGCUGCUCUGGACAAUUGAGGGACUCAUGCAAAACCUUGGUGCUUGAGGCAACUCACAAUAUUAGGAAUCAAAGGUAUGCAAACGUCUCAUUAGGAAUUUUGUGUAGUUUUUUUUUUUAAAUUUACACAAAUAUCUGUUAUUCAGCUUCUUCAGGGCAUUACUAAAUUACAUUUUCAUGAUCUUAUUUUAGAUUAUUUAUCUUACCGAUUCCCUAAGGGGUAUGCAAACAUCUGAGCACGAUGUUUUA
Molecule: messenger RNA, 3888 nt
Organism: Carassius carassius (crucian carp)
Lineage: Eukaryota; Metazoa; Chordata; Actinopteri; Cypriniformes; Cyprinidae
Product: nucleus accumbens-associated protein 2-like
Exons: 5
Coding region: 1246-3054 (602 amino acids)
Biological process (GO): regulation of transcription by RNA polymerase II
Molecular function (GO): RNA polymerase II cis-regulatory region sequence-specific DNA binding; protein binding; DNA-binding transcription factor activity, RNA polymerase II-specific
Source: RefSeq, a predicted model, not a curated record